Pipistrellus kuhlii (Kuhl's pipistrelle) is the source of this 1344-nucleotide messenger RNA. It is a transcript of the gene CD7, whose product is annotated as CD7 molecule. Gene Ontology annotation, molecular function: signaling receptor activity. The transcript is spliced from 4 exons. The record is from RefSeq and is a predicted model, not a curated record. The coding region runs from base 220 to 1083 and encodes 287 amino acids. Gene Ontology annotation, biological process: adaptive immune response. Gene Ontology annotation, cellular component: membrane. Lineage: Eukaryota; Metazoa; Chordata; Mammalia; Chiroptera; Vespertilionidae.
UUCCUGCCCCUCCAGGGCCCUGCCUCCAGGAAGCCCUCCGAGGCCCCACCACCUCCACCCCCUCGCUGGCGCCUCCAGCCCCGCCCCACCCCGCCCACCCAGGAAGUGACCUUUCAUCGGGCUUGGGGCAGCACCCGCAGGUGUCUGUCUUGGACCUACAGAGUCACUGCUGCGCCCGUGGGGCCCUGCCUUACCCCUGCCCCUGGGCCGCUGGGCAGCAUGGCAGGGAGCGUGGCCCCCAGGCUGUCUCUGCUCCCCAUGCUCCUGGUGCUGGCCGCUGCCGACCCCCCGCCUGCCGGAGAGGUGUGGCAGUCCCCCCUCUACGCAGUCACCCCCGAGGGGGGCUCCCUCAGCAUCGCCUGCUCCGUCCACACCAACGGGACGCUGCUCGGGGUCCACCUGAGGCAAGGCCAUGUGCCGAAGACGCUGGGGGUGACCUUCUAUGACGGGGAGAGCGCCCCCACCGUGGACCAGCGGUUCCUGGGCCGCGUCCUCUUCUCGGGGCCCCCGGACCGCCUGACCGUCACCGUGCAGGGCCUGCAGCCCGAGGACACGGGCGCCUACUUCUGCGAGGCCGUCAUGGAGGAGGGGAAGGCCUGGGGCGCCGGCACCACGGUGGUGGUGACAGACUCUCUCCACACUGUCCCCAGCCGCCAGCGCCUGCCCCGGGACUCAGCUGGCCCACUUCACCUUCCCCAUGGCCCUGGCCCUGGGCUGCCUCCUGGUCCUGCUGGGCCUGGGUGCCAUGUGUGUGCUGAGGAGGAGGCAGAUCAGGAACCUGUGCUCGGCGCCGGACAAGAGCACGACGUGUGUGAUCUACGAAGACAUGUCCUGCAGCCGCCGGAACACCGUCUCCGUCCCCCACCACGGCCAGUGAGCCGGCCGCCUGCCCCUGGCGCCUCCUCCAGGAAGCCCUCCGUGCCUGCCUCACACCCUCAAGGCUGCCCUGCUUGCCCCGUGGGCUGCCCCUGGCCCCUGGGAGCCGCCAGAGACCAAGCCGCCCUUCUCCUCACACGGACCAGCUGGGGUCUGGGCAGCGGGCACGCCUGGCGGGUGGACUGUGUGCUGAGCCACCUGGCCUGACCCAGGCUUGCCCGCCCUCAACCAGACCUGGCCCCUCGGGACUCAGGGGAGCCGCCUGGCCAACAGCAAGGAGGCCGAGUCCGCAGGAAACAGGGAUCCCGGGUCCGAGCAGCCAGGGCAGGGCUCAGCUCCAGAGGGAAGGGCUGGCGGAGGAAAGGAAAUCACAGAUGCACAGUCGGCACCACAGCAAGAGCAACCAAUCGAUGUUUCUCUCCUCUUCCUCCUCCUCCUUCCUCCCACUCUCUCUAAAAAUCAAUGGAA